Messenger RNA from Hippoglossus stenolepis (Pacific halibut), 9839 nucleotides. It is a transcript of the gene gpr158a, whose product is annotated as G protein-coupled receptor 158a. Gene Ontology annotation, biological process: G protein-coupled receptor signaling pathway. Gene Ontology annotation, molecular function: G protein-coupled receptor activity. Bases 324 to 4406 code for a protein of 1360 amino acids. The record is from RefSeq and is a predicted model, not a curated record. The transcript is spliced from 12 exons. NCBI's taxonomy places the organism in Eukaryota, Metazoa, Chordata, Actinopteri, Pleuronectiformes, Pleuronectidae. Gene Ontology annotation, cellular component: membrane.
GAAACAGCUGCAAGCGGAUACUCAACAUCAACAAGCUGUAUGAGGCAUCAGUAAAGAAGAAGGGAUUUGACGAGGAGAGGAGAGGAAGGGAGUUCCUGUCGUUUUUUCCUCCUCCUUGGCUUCUUCAUCCCCACAACACACAACGUGCAGCCUCGCAUGAAUAUCCUACAAGUGGCGGAGCGAUGCUUUAGCUGAGCCAUUUGGUGAUUUUUAUAUAUUUUAUUUUCUAUCCUACUCUCCAGCUCAGCUCUGCAGCCAGACGACUCUGUAAUUCCGAGCAGCAGCAAUCUCCCAAACAUCUGCGGGCGCUUUCUGGAAGGGAGAUGGCUGUUUUCCGGCUGUCGCUGCUGCUGCAAGUGGGAUUUGUGAUCGGAUCAAACCAUAAAUACGCGGAAUGGUCCGCGCACGGGGAAGAUACCGGAGCACGGGCGGAGGUUUACGGCGCUCAGACGCACCGUCGGCAGCUGGCGCAUCUCCGCGCGCCUCAUCCUCCUCCUGCUGCCGGGGAGACGGCGGAGCUGGCGCAGCAAAUCGAGGAGAGUCUCCCCCGGGUGGUCACGGCUUUCCUGCACACGGGGGACUCGACCACCUUGAAACACGCCAACUGCUCGCGGAGGUACGAGCUCGCCUCCCUGCGGGGAAGGUCACACGCCGCCCCGCAUCACUCCAUGGGCAGCGUGCUGGACACGGUGCUGCACGCCACCAACUUCCUCAACGUGGUCCUGCAAACCAACAGGUCCAGGGAGCAGAGUCUCCGGCGAGACAUUGAGUGGUACCAUGCCCUGGUGAGGAGUAUACUGGAGGGAGACGCCAAGAUCCACCGGGCUGUGGUCACUUUCAGCGCGGAUUCAGCCGUGGCAGGGCCCUCGAUGCUCCUCCAAGCCACCAGGGCCGGUGGAGAGAUCGUCCUGCAGGACCUCUCCAGCGUGGCCCACCACCAUCUGCACAACCGCACAGCGGACACAGAGUGGUACCACGAGGUCAAAGACAGGAAGAAGCCCACUUUCCAUAAGAGGGUGCUGAGCCAAGACUUUAAAUCAGUUGACAGUUCUUUGAGCAGAGGAGAGAGUUUCAUCCCCGACAAGACGCACGUGAAAUGGUCUGCUCCCUACCUGGAGUGUGAGAAUGGGAAUUUUGCUCCUCGGUGGCUUUUGACCCUAUCGGCUGCUUUCUACGGCCUCAGGAACAACCUGGCUCCUGAGUUCAGGGGCGUGGUGCGAGUGGACAUUAAUCUUCAGGAUGUUGAUAUCGACCAGUGCUCCACUGACGGCUGGUUUGCUGGAACCCAUCGAUGCAACCUGACCACCAUGGAGUGUUUGCCGAUUCGUGGUCAAGGAUUCGUCUUGGACAAAUACAAGUGUCACUGCAAGAAAGGAUUCUAUCAUCCCAACAGAGUCGCUGUCAAUGGCUUCACACGGACGGGGAAGAAGGGGAAAGCAGCAGACAGCGGUCCCAACGCGGACGAGGCGUCCUCCAGCGACUGUCUGCCGUGCCAGCAGGGCUGCGCCUUCUGCAAGGACGACACCCCCUGCGUGGCCCGAGAGGACGGCGCCCUGCGCAUGGCCGUGGUCUCCUUCCAGUGCCUCUGCAUGCUGAUCGUCUUCAUUAGCAUGGUGCUCGUCUACUACUUCCGCAGGAAUAAGAGUAUCAGAGCGUCUGGUCUCGUCCUGCUGGAGGCCAUCCUGUGUGGAGCCCUGCUUCUCUACUUCCCGGUCGGGAUUCUUUACUUCCAGCCGAGUGUUUUCCGAUGCAUCCUGCUGCGAUGGGUCCGACUGCUGGGUUUUGCCACCGUCUACGGGACUCUGACUCUGAAGUUGUACAGGGUGCUGAAGGUGUUCCUCUCCCGGACAGCCCAGAGGAUCCCCUACAUGACCAGCUGGCGAGUGCUGCGUCUGCUGGGCAUCAUCCUCCUCAUCGUCUGCUGGUUCCUGGUGGCGUGGACAUCUGCCGUGUGUCAGAACCCGGACAGGAAGUCCACUCUCAUCGACGUGGGCUACACGCCCGACGGGCUGCAGUUCAGCAUGUGUCUGCUGGACCGCUGGGACUACAUGAUGGCUGUCGCCGAGUUCCUCUUCCUGCUGUGGGCAGUGUACCUGUGCUACGCCGUGAGGACGGUGCCGUCGGCGUUCCACGAGCCUCGCUACAUGGCCAUCGCCGUUCACAACGAGCUCGUCCUCUCAGCGAUAUUCCAUGUGAUCAGGUUCACUCUUGCCCCUGAGCUCCAUCCAGACUGGAUGCUGCUGCUGUUCUUCACCCACACCCACCUGACUGUCACAGUGACACUGGGUCUGCUUCUCAUUCCUAAGUUCCUGUUUGCUGGCGCCCACAUGAGAGACGAUAUAGCCUCUGAGGCCUACGAGGACGAGCUGGACAUGGGUCGAUCUGGGUCGUACCUAAACAGCAGCAUAACCUCUGCAUGGAGCGAACACAGUUUGGACCCUGAGGACAUUCGGACACCAGACGAAAUGGGCCCUCUCAGUUCUAUUAAUGGCUGUGGCGUAAGGCCUUGUGACAGUCAUUGGGAAAAACGUACCAACGAGGAGUUGAAGAAGCUCUACUCCCAGUUGGAGAUUUACAAGAGGAAGAAGAUGCUGGCGAACAAUCCUCAUCUCCAGAAGAAACGCAGCUCCAAGAAAGGGCUGGGUCGCUCGCUGAUGAGGCGCAUCACCGAAAUCCCUGAAUCUGUGCACCGUCAAUGCAGCCGGGACGACAAGGAGUCGGGGGAGCAUGGGAGCAAUCGUAACAGCAUUUGCAUGUUGAAAAAGAACCCUUUCGAUCCGCCUCACCCAGGAAAACCAGCCAAGGAGGAGACGCUGAAGAACAAGGUUUUCUCCCUGAAGAAGUCCCACAGUAGCUACGACCACGUCCGCGACCAGAACGAAGACUCCAACAGCUCGACAACAGACAAGAUGGAGGUGACCCCGGCUGAAGGAUCCCUCCUGGAUACCCUUAUGGGCAAGAAACUGGUCAAGAAGAAAUCUAGUGAGAAUGUAUGUGUCCCCAGCGAAUCUACAGAAUGUGUCCCUUUGGUCUGCAAGUCUGCCAGCGCCCAUAACCUCACCGCAGACAAGAAACCAAUUCAUCCGAAGGCUUCAAUGCUGCAGAAGUCACUCAGUGUCAUCGCCAGUGCCAAAGAGAAGACUUUGGGUUUGACAGGAAAGGCCCAGAUAGCAGAGGACAGCAAUAAGAAGAGUCAGUCAAAGAGCAAAGAGACAAGGGCCAGUGCAGAGCCAGAAAACGAAGGCCCGUCUAAGAUGAUUAUCAGCCAGUCGGUUGAGUACAAACAGACUGUGGCAAAAGGUACGAUCAUGAAACAGCCGGUUAGCGGUAGCGAGCCAACAAUCUGUUCCGAUCCAGUCAAGGGAAAGGACCUCUACGAUCUCUCAGAGGUUUGCCCCUGGGAAGUGGAAGAUGUCCCAACUCCAUCUGAAAACAAAGUCAUAAAGCACGUAUCUAUCGCACCAAAGGAAACCACGACAGUUCACGGAGGGAGCACCAAGGGAGGCAAAUCUCAGCAGCAGAAGCAGAAAGCGUCUGAUCACUCGAGUGGCAGGAAUUCAAAGGAGAUUCAGAAGACGACUGCUGUUCGGGCAGAGGUUUGUCCAUGGGAGGACGGAGGUGAGAGUAACGUUAGUCAAGGGGAAGGGUCAAAGCAACAAUUAUCUAGUCAGACUAGUCAAUUUGCUAAAACCCAGCAGCCUCAUUCUGCAGUGGAAAGCUCCAAAACAGCUCGGGUAGACAUUUGUCCUUGGGACUUUGACGAGCCUCAAACGACAACAGAAGUGUCUUGCUCAUCAGAUACGACAAAGCAGAAAAAGAGCACAUCUCCAGUGGACUGUAGAGGGAAAAGUAUCCUUUCAGAUCCAUCCAAAGUAGGAGGCUCACUCCAGCCACCAACUAAAGUUGAUGUGUGUCCCUGGGACUAUGACAGUACCGCAGUAUCUCCAAAUUCUGAGACGACGCCUAGUCCCUCUCAAGUUGCCAAAACCAAGGAAGACCUUUCAAAAAAGAAGGCUACCCCUUCCACAAGAACACUUGACAAAGAGAAAUCAAAAGACAUUGAUGAGAAAAGUAGAACAAAAUCUAAGGACAAGAGUAAAUCGUCAGAGAGACACGCAAGCCCGCAAAAACUGGCCGAGGUUUGUCCCUGGGAUGUAGAGAGUCAGCAGGAGGUACCGCUGGUGGAAAAAAGGAAAAGCGCAAAUGUUGGAGCAGCCAAACCAAAACCGGCUGAAGUCUGUCCAUGGGAGUUUGAGGAUACGUCAGCUAAUAAAGGUACAGACAAAAGUGCUUCUGUGGUCAAACAGAGCAAUCCAAACCCUAAAGGCGGCGUCGAAACUGCUGCUAAAAAGGCAGAUGUUUGUCCCUGGGACUUUGAGGAAAGCGCAUCAAGCAAGCAGGCAUGACACUAAAACCUUAACGGACUUCUGAAAUUAUAGUUAUUGAUGUACACUUUUUUUCACUUUGAAAAUCGUUAAAUAUUACCUUUUACUAUUAGUCUGGUGACUUGGAAGAAAAGUAGAUCAAACUCCACAAGUUGCCUUCCUUUCCGAGGUUUUGUUCCUGUUUUACCUAUUUUGAAAAUAAGUAAAAUGUACAAAAAAACAACGUCGUGACGAGCAUUCCAGAUUAUUACAGGAACAUCCUGAAGUUAAAUUGUAGACAAAUUAUGCAACUUUUGAUUCAGCCUUUUCACUUCAUGAGCAAUGUUGAAAAUCUGCAUUUAUCAUGUUCUGUACUCAAGUUUUGUUUUUAGUGCAUUGACUUCAUUACUUCUUGGGCAAGGACAUGAAAUAAUGGUUUUGGAGAAAGAAUAUUGAACGUGAAUUAAGGUUUGAAGUAUGAUAAGAAACUGCAGAAGUGAACGCCAAAGAAAAUGGGAACAUUUUGCAAGGAGGGACGUCGGUCUUUAGGCGGUCAAGUUAAUUUAUUAGUUUGUGUCCAAAACCUUGGCAGAGAGGGAAGGACUCAGUGAGAAAAUCAAUCUAUAGCACUUUAGCCAACCCCAUUAAUUAAGAACUGAGGUCGGACUCUUGUUCUUCUUGUACACUUUGUAUUUUCAAGCUCAUGGCAUGAUACACACAACGACCAAAAUUAGACAUGUUUAUUUUGUUUAGACCUAUUUAAUUGUAGUUCUCGGCAGAUUAAAAUGCUUCCAGGUCUGCUGGGAUGUACUGUAUGUGCCUAACCAACUAGCAUUGUCUUGUAUUAGUCUGAAGUAAAGCGAAUGGGUUCAUCUUGUGACGUUGACUUUAUAGAAACAGCAUGCACAGCCAGGUAUCGAGGGUAGUCGGAUGCUACCAGUUUGUCGACCAAGGCAAUUAAUGUCUUGACAAGUGUAUAAUGUUGUUGUUUUAUUUUCCAAAAGCUCGUUCAGGUCGGUGAAGAUUAUAUGAGAGCAGCACUAAACAUGAAUGUGUGUUAACAUGACUCAUAUGUAUGCUGUAAAAAGUAGGGCCAGAGAAAUUAUGAGUGUGAAACUGGAGAAAAAUUAUUCGCACCAGCUUUGUUUAUAAAUCCAGCAUGGGUUGUCUUUAGGUCGGCUUGUAACAAGUGUGUGUGUGUGUUUGAGUUUGUAUGAGAGUUAAUAAAGUUAAACUACUUUCCUUAACGAGUAACCUGCGGAGCGUAGACUGUAGCUGGGUCCUAAAUCACUCGCUAAUUACUACAUAGUCCACUAUAUAGUGAGUUCGCCAUUUUCUAGUGCUGUCCGAUUGUUUAGGGAUUUUUUAAUAUCCUAUAUUGUGCACUCAUUGUUUCCCACAAUGCAUUGUGAAAAAAAGUGUGAUGGUCACUGACUGAGCAAUAUAUACCAUCAUGCAUUGCGCUCGCGGGGCAGAGACGAGCGUGAGCAGCAGGAACAGGUCGACCUGUCGUACAAAUGUAAAAUACGAGCAGAGCAUCACAGCACAAACUGAGAAAAAGUUUAUUUCUACAUUAAAUGAUGGUCAUUCAACAUGUUUUUUACUUACGUAUUAAUACUUAAUGUAAAAUUACGUUGUUGUACGUCGUAAUCCUGCAACAAUGACGUAACUGGCGACAGGUAGUGUUCAAGAUCGUUUUUUUGGAUGAGCUCACUAUAUAGACCCUUAAUAGCAAAGUAGGGGUUCGUGAAUGAGUGGGUGAUUUCGGACACAGCCUGUACAUAAAGAUGGACGACAUUCCAACUCCCCAAAAUUUAAGCCUAAUCGUUUGGAUUGCCCCCUGGUGGCUGGCUGCAGUAUAUGUCAUAAACCCAGCCUCCUCCAUGUUAGUGGAUGGGACAUGGACCAAAUUAAAAAGUAAUUUUUCUCAGGUAGUUGGGUAGUGGUUAUCACACGGAUGUACUGUAUGUUCAAGUUUUUAUUUAAGGUUUUAAUUAGUUAUUUGAUGCUAUAAAAACAGAGAUUGAUUUGCGAUAGGCCGACCUCGGUACUGCACGGACUCUGGUUCCAAGUGAUCUUGCAAGUUCAAGAUGGCCGUGUGUAUACCCGGAAUAAUUUAGCUUCAGGUUUGUACGAGGGGAAGUUGAGUCCAUCUUUAUUUACAGUCUGUUCUCUGGAGUCUGAUUCAUGAUCAAGUCCUAACAGCUCCUGUUUUUUCCUCAAAGGUUGAAUUUGCCACAACUCAGUUUACAAACAGCUGAUGGGAAUCACUGCUUUAAAAGUAAUUCUGGUUUUUUAUAACUUUUAUUUUUAGCUCUUGGCCAUGAUUUCUGUCAGUAUCAGUAACAUUCUACUAACAAAUUCAGGUUAUGAGUCAUGUUUAAUGAGUCGUUAAUUGAUUUACAGCCGCGUCGAUCUCAUCCCUGUUUUCACCCAUUUCUGUGGCCAUUGUUCUGUUGCCACUUUCUGUGGAUGAAGCUAUUUAUACGGCUCUGGCACCAGAAGACAAUGGCCCUGCUCGUAAUCCCACCUCGGGAGAAGGGAAACCACAGCACCACAACUAUUUACUCUAAAUUACCUCUGAAUAAAAUGGUUUAUAUGAGCUAUUAUUACUGUCGCUUUGUUUCCAGACCCGAGUAAAUCCUUUGGUUAGUAUAAUAUUACGAUAACUGACAGAAACAAUGGCCAUUUACACAAAUAAAACAUGUCUUUUGUUUGACCAAUGAUACUGAAGGAUAAUUAUGAUUGUUCAGUGUUGAAAGUUCACAAGUAGCAUAUUUGCAUGUUCCUCCCUGUUUAAUGCAAAGUAGGCUAAAACCCAACCGAUUAAUUACGCUAAUAACUUUAGAUUAGACUUAGCAACGUGGUUUUUCAAUUUUUCAUUUGACUAAACCUUUUGAAGGUUUUGAUUUGUUUCCUCGUUUUGCAUCAAAAUGUCUAAAUAUUCAUCACUCUCCAUCCUGGGAUCACAGUGGAAAAAAAAUAUAGAAAUUUCCCACUUAUAUUCAAAAUAAACACCUGAGAAAAUAUUUGCAGUAAUGUGAGUAUCAAUAUAGCAUCUACAGUACUUUAUGGUAUCUUGUGAGAAUUACAUGGUAUCACUGAAUGUCGUCACUGAGUGUAAUUAUCUGUAAUUGCUGUCAAAAUUCCUCUCGACAUGAUAUACGACCUCUGUAAGAGUCCUUACUAACUGUGAGAUAGGAAAAAAAAAUCUGUGCUUGUCAGUGAGAAUUUUACUUUGAAGUCCUCAUUCGAUUAAACACGGUUCGUAAACUGCUAAAUUUCUGUAGCUCAUCCCAACGGAAAACAGUCCAGUGACAAAUAUUUGUAGCCGUUCUCAUCCGACGCGACUCCACAGCUCAACCCCAUGAACAUGAUUUAGACGUCGGGUCUUAUAUCUGCCUCCGCCGACUGAGAAAUUACCUCUGUCAUUGACCUGGGGUGGGGUGGGGGCUUGUCUGAGAUAUUUAAAAUGUGGAGUGUUUGCCUUUCAGCGCAGGGUUUGUCAUCACCUCUGCUUUAUGAGCUACUUUAGGAACAAGGUCUGAGAGGAGCUGUCACCACGUCGGGAUUGAUUGUGAUGCUCUGAUGGAUCUAUAUGAUAUUUAUGAACCAGAUGUUCCGUGUCGUCCAUCAUGUGCCCUGUGGUCGCGGCUGCAGGAUCCUAUUACGUGAGAUUACCUGACCUCCUGUGUGACAGCAGCAACAUUUCAAAAGCCCCUCUCUGUUUUUUAAAACCGACUCUUCAGUCUUUGCAAUCACUGCCGCAUUAGAUUUUACUGCCCUGGGUGAUGAAUAAUAUGCCGUAUAUAUUUUCUGUCCUCGUAGGAAAGCUAUUUUAAAAGAGGGGAUGUGUUUAUUUCUUGAUAGUCACGUCGUGUUCCACAUGACCUCACACUGAGCUCUGAAGCCGCUGUGAUUUGGGUAAAAUUCAAUAUAUUUUAUUUUGGGAGAAAAAGCGCAAGUACAAGCAAUAUUUUAUAACAUUUUCAAGCAAAGAAGUCGUCGAAAAAAACAUUUUUAUCGGUUUGUGUUGAUUGUUUUAGCUUUUGCAGGUUUUGCCCGUGAGAUUUACAGAUCAGUGAUACAUGGAGCACAGAGGAAGGAACACUAAAGGCUCAUUUAUGCUGCUGUUACAUAUGAAAAGUGAUGAUGUACCGGUCACUGCCCACAUACUUUCAUGCGUCCUCUGCGUUGGCAUUGUUGUUGAGCGAAACAUCCACUAGAGGGCAGCACACAAGCAGCUGUUUGUGACUGUGCCCAGGCGAAGUAACAUCUUAUCGAUUCUUUUUUAAGUUCCGACAUCGUUGAAAUGUCUUUAUCGAGUUCUAUGUUCGUCUCACUCACCACUGGCUACACUGCCCCCCCACGAUUUCCAGUGGUACUGCACCGUUUCAUCUGUUUCGUCCGUAAGCUUUCAGAAGAUGUGCACGAAUACAGACGAUACGAGUGCAGGGUACCGCCUUGUUUCAACACCGCUCUGUCUCCGUGUGCAAGUGGAAGUUUAUUCAUUUCUUUGGCUUUGAGCCACCGGAAGUUAGCAUAAAAAUGAAUUAGCUAAAAAGCUAUUUCGUUCAAUUUAGUUAUUCGACGUUGUUGAUAGUCAGGGAGUGCAAGUGCAUAAUUAGAGGGCGGAGUCCAUAUAUGAAACGGACAAAAAACUCUGGCUCUGUUGUCAUUUCCGUAGCUAACGUUGAGCAUAAAUGAGCCUUUACGGUGCAAUAUCCCACCAUUAUACUAGGAAUAAUGUCACAGUUUUGCAUAGCAUUCGAUCUGCUCUGUUGUGUAGGUAGCAUGCUAGCCGUAGCAUCCCUCAGUUGAGUCAGUCCAUAGCGUCUGUGUAAACAUAACCAGCGUCCUACUGUCCGUCUCUCUGGAGAGUAUCAUUGUACUUUAGCCGUACUCAUCAAUGAAUCAGUAAAAGUUUGAAUCUCCGCCAUUUCACGUCCACAAAUCCAGACAGUUUGUCCUUGUAACACGUCGACGUAGACGACACCCGUGUCCCGUAGCUCUUCGUCCAGCGAUCGGAUCGUUGCCAUGGUGCGUUCUGUCGGCUGUUGCUGCUUUCAUCUCAAACCCCGACUUCCGUCUCCUCUUGUGACCAAACCGAGUCCGUCCGUCACCCGAUGGCAAACACAACUACUACUCUUGCUACUACUACUAUUCAAUGCUGUAACGUUGUAAAUCUUGCUCUUGUGGCUUCUGCAUGAAUUCAAGAAAUUAGUAGGACCGAUGUUUCACUGCCCUUGAUAGAACAAAAAAGAAGAAAAAAAAGGAUCUUUUAUGGACUGUUACAAGUUGUAUAGUGAGUGGUACUGUCCCUAACCCACUGUAUUAUGUGCUUGUUAUAAAUAUUGCUCUAUGACAAGCCUAUAGCAUCACUAUAUGGGAAUAUUUGGUAGAUUUAUAUUGUGUUAUAUUGUGAUAGCAUGUACAUAAAAGAUACCUCCUCUGCAAUAAAUAUUUAUACGAAAA